Molecule: messenger RNA, 477 nt
Organism: Procambarus clarkii (red swamp crayfish)
Lineage: Eukaryota; Metazoa; Arthropoda; Malacostraca; Decapoda; Cambaridae
Source: RefSeq, a predicted model, not a curated record
AUGGACGGUUACGGGGGCGUUAACGGUGACAGUCAGAGGGGCUUUGACGUGGGCAAUCAGAGGAGCUUUGACGUGUACAAUCAGAGGGGCUUUGAUGUGUACAAUCAGAGGGGCUUUGACGUGUACAAUCAGAGGGGAUUUGACGUGUACAAUCAGAGGAGCUUUGACGUGUACAUUCAGAGGGGCUUUGACGGGGACAAUCAGAGGGGCUUUGACGUGUACAUUCAGAGGGGCUUUGACGUGUACAUUCAGAGGGGCUUUGACGUGUACAAUCAGAGGGGCUUUGACGUGUACAAUCAGAGGGGCUUUGACGUGUACAAUCAGAGGGGCUUUGAUGUGUACAAUCAGAGGGGCUUUGACGUGUACAAUCAGAGGGGAUUUGACGUGUACAAUCAGAGGGGCUUUGACGUGUACAAUCAGAGGGGCUUUGACGUGGACAAUCAGAGGGGUUUUACCGUUUUAUCAGAGAAUCUUUGA